UCUUAAACUGAAGCAAAGAGAAGAGAAUUGUGUUGUGUUGUGUUGUGUAGGUGUGAGGGAAAUAAUGGAGGAGAAUGACGCAGGCGCAGACCCAUGGUUGGCGGCAGAUAAAUUCUAUCACGUGAUCAUGUGUUUCUCCAUUACUCUUCUCUUUUACGUUUUCUCUUUCCUCACCUCACACCCUUUCCUCCGCCGCCACUCCAUUUCCAUUGGAUCCGUCGUUUCUCUCCUUGCCGGCGCUGCCAAAGAGGCCGCCGAUCAUCUUGGCUACUUCCGCUCCUCCGGUGCUUCAUUCAAAGAUGCCGUCGCCGAUAUCAUCGGUGUCAUCAUUGCUUCCUUCGCUCUUUCUCUCUUC
Messenger RNA from Cicer arietinum (chickpea), 355 nucleotides. RefSeq lists its product as uncharacterized. The record is from RefSeq and is a predicted model, not a curated record. Lineage: Eukaryota; Viridiplantae; Streptophyta; Magnoliopsida; Fabales; Fabaceae.